AUGGCGGGACGUCGAUUGAAUUCCUGGGCGGUGAGGAGAAUCACCCAAGAAGCUAAUCGCCUAAGACAAAAGGCAGGCUGGAUCGCAAAUAGCUUUUGUCGUGAUUCUGGUACGCCAAUCGCCAGAGCUCGUCAAACUGGGUACUCGAUCGACCAUACUCGUGAAGCCGGAAUCUUCGGUCGCCGGGUGGAGCUUCAAUCGUCGGGUGAAGCUUCAAUCGCCGGAAGGAGCUUUAAUCGCCAGGAUGUGGCGAACCUUAAAAGCGAAUUCGGGAAAGAGGGAUAG
Molecule: messenger RNA, 285 nt
Organism: Linum trigynum
Lineage: Eukaryota; Viridiplantae; Streptophyta; Magnoliopsida; Malpighiales; Linaceae
Source: the annotation of a GenBank genome assembly